Molecule: messenger RNA, 7775 nt
Organism: Physcomitrium patens
Lineage: Eukaryota; Viridiplantae; Streptophyta; Bryopsida; Funariales; Funariaceae
Biological process (GO): endosome organization; regulation of early endosome to late endosome transport; receptor-mediated endocytosis
Cellular component (GO): endosome membrane
Source: RefSeq, a predicted model, not a curated record
CUCCGUAGUACAAAGGCCUCGCUCCCUCGCAAAUUGCAGGCAGGCAAUCCAUCGUGGUGACAAAAAUGCCGGUCCCCAUAUUUUGCGAUCUUACUGUAGCGAACAACCGCGUAGGGGGAAGGGGUAAUUUAAGCCUGGCUAACCCAGAUUGCGGCUCCACAGGGCAGGCAAAGGUUUUGGAUCUCAGAGACAGGGACGGAGGAGGACGGACGAGGAGGGGGUUGAAGCGUGAAGGUUGAGAGAUAAUAGAGGUUUUGCACAGCGACGCUCUGGUAUCACAUCCAUGGAAUGCUCAGCAGAGUACCCAAGUGGUGGCUUGUAAACCUCUGCUACUGGCGAUGACCGCGGAAAUGAAGUUGGUGAUUUUAUGACCCGAAAGUCUGGCAAUUUGAGCAGGAAGAAAACUCUGGGGAAGGCACUGCUGUUGGCACAUGGUGGAUCAAGUUGAAGUAAAUAUCGAGGUUUAGGGUUGAAGCAUUUUAGCAGGUAUGGAUUACCAGAUAUUUCUGGUAAGGCCUCCGGCAAUUGCUAGGGCUCCUCGGGGAGGUCUCCGGCUUCUUCGAGUUCUCGACCAUGGAAUCUCAGUGUUGCCCGUGUCGACUCCUAAUGUGGCGCCUACUGAGUAUAGUUUCGAACACAUUUCAAAGGUCAUGCCAGCAGAUGAUGAUCCCACUGAGGUGAAACUGGAAAUUUCGGACACAAGCAAGUCAGGGUUUGGAGUUGAGACGAUUCGCUUCUGCUGUGAAGCCAGGACUUCUCUUAUUACUGCGCUUCUCAACCGCAUGGAUGACAUAAAUGGCAUUGGGAUUGACUAUGCGGCGCAGAAGCACAGUAACCAGAAAGGAGGGUUGUCUGAUACGAUUCUCCGUGUGCGAAGUGCUUCCAUUGUGAAAAUGGUCAACUCAGGUCUUCGAACAGAUUCUAAGGUGAAGGCCUCGAAGAAGGUUAAUUUUCAGGACAUAGUUAAGCUCGAAAUUCUCAGUGACGAUGAGCAAGUUGUGCUGAUCUCUCUCAAAUCACGAACCAUGCGACUCUUAGUUAAGGAUUCGGUGGCUUUUGUUUCCGCUAUUCAGAGGAACAUGAAGGUCCAUUUGAAACGUGACAUGGAGAUUGAGAGAAUAGAAUCAGAUGCAAUGAUUGACCUCUUAGCCACGCACUACAAGAAAGUUCGAGAAUAUCCAGUUCUUUACGAAUUUCAAGCUGUGAAGCCAUCUAGAUCCCACAAUCCAGAUAGGUUGCAUAGCUUGUCCAUUACCAAGCACCUUCUCAUUGAAAGUUUCGAAGGCGACAUCAUAAAUGUUCACAGUCUAGAAGACUUGCUCGGUGUUGUAGUUAGUGAGACGAAUGAUAAAGAGGUUGUCAUGGAGUUCACAUCGUGGAAAGAUUGCCACUUCCUGCUUAAAAACCGAGAUGACUUCGUUGCAACCUUAGCUGACGUGAUGGGCAUGGAAAAGGGCUCCACAUUCAGCAUCCGCUUGGAGCCAUAUCAUUCUUGCACGUUUCCAGAGCAACAGAGUAACCUUCACCAGGUUGAGUGCGAGGUAUUCUACUUGAAUCGUUUCAUGACAGCGUUCAAUUCAACGAAAGAAGCGGGGGCAUUGCAUUUACCAUUGAAGGAGUAUGCUGCAAAUAUUCUUAUCGGAGAAUCGCAAUGCUCUGACGCUAAAGUUCUUCAAGCUGUUGUUGACACCCUGAAGGAAACCAUUGGGAAGCAAAAGCCAGAUACUGUACGAGUUGCCACAUGUUGCAUGGUGCUUGUUAGGCUUUUGGGAUCCAAAGCUUGCUUUAACUCCAUUGGAAGCAUACCCGAAAUUGCAUCGGUCCUUUUCCAGUGCGUCCGUUCGAAACAUAGUGUCAUCUCUUAUCACGGCACGCUGGUCAUACGUGCAGCCGUCAAAUUUGUCGUUCAAACUGGUUCCACUGAAGCCGGACACGUUGCAUCGAAGCAAGAAUUUACCAACAGAAUGUCGCUGCUAACUUUAGAAUACCUACAGCAACUAGUCGCAUUACUACAUACGCAUGCACCCCCCAAGAAGAAUUCCUUGCAGGUGAUAGGUAUCUUGGACAUCUUGACGUUUGCGCUUAGUUCCCCACCUACAGAUAAUGAUGCAGGACGUCUGUGGCUCAGAGCAUAUGAGGCAUCUAUAAUGUCAACUGCAGACCUUCUAUGCACAUUUUUCCGUUUAACCAGUGAUGUUGUUUACACCAGACUCUCGAUCCUUCUGCAAGCACUGCUCACAAUCAUGUCCCCCGUUGUCCGCAAACACCUGCAAAGUAUUUGCCUCAGUCGGUGCGUGCUUCUAUUACACUUGAGCACAGCAGUAUUCUCGAUGAAGCCGCAUCUUCGCUUGCUGAGCAGUAGUCAGAUCUUUUUUUUGAUGGACGAUAAUGAAGAAGCGAAGAAGCUGCUUUUGUCUGUAUUACCCAAGGGCGUGAUGACACUGUACACCAAUAAAGUGAUAGAGAUGGAUGACAAGAAAGAAGUCAUAAGCGAUUUUUCUGCGUGGAAGGACACCAUAGAUUUGCUACACAGUGGAAGUGUGGAGACGCCACUUCUUGUAUGGAAUGACAUUAAGCGUUCUGAGUUGAAGAAGUUUCUUAAGGAAGAGUUGGAAGGGUAUUACACGGCAUUAGAAGCAAGUAACGACAUACUGUACAAUUCAACAGAUGUUCAGCUUAUAUACUCCACUGCGAGCGAAGGCGGAGGGUCCGUUGUUAAUGGCGUCCACCUCGAGCUUCUUGUUGAUCAUCACCCUCCUAAGCAUGGUCUUUACAAUAUAUUCUGGAAGCUUGGAGACCCGCUACCUUUAUUUCAGUCAGUCUAUCAAGCUAUGCUCCUGGGCUUCACUCCAUUGUUUGGAAACAAUAAUCUACCUGAAAUAGAUCUGCGCUUAGCCGUGCAUGUGUUGACUUGGAUUUACGAACGUCACACAGAUGAUGUUAGCUCUUGUAUGGAGACGUUAAAAGUCAUCGAGACAGUAGUGGGGAUGCUGCGGGAAGUCAUUGACAGUGAACAUGAGGUUUUUGUGUUCAAACUGGUAAUUUUUCUCUUGGCCACAUUGGAGAAUGGCGAUCGAGAGAAUGUAGUUCGCUUUACCCACGCAGGUGGAGUUUCUGUUAUAGCAUCUUUAAUGGUGUUAUCUGCAGAGAAGUGUUGUAAGGAUAAGACGUUAUUCGAAUGUAAUGGUUGGACAAGCAAGGGCGCUUUAGAGAAGGGGCAAUUUGAAAUCCUCAACUACACUGGCGCAGAUGGUAUGUCAAGGCUGGUGCGAGUUCCGUCUGUAAUGGCUCGGGAAAUGUCUGGUAAAUCGGUUCAAGAUGGCAGCUUAGAUGCUAAAGAUGGAAUUAGAUGGCAAGACAAAAAAGUGCCUCCCAAAAUCCAGCUGGGUUUAGUCUUGGAUCAGUUCGAAACUCUUUUGAGAGUAUCUGGUGAUAGUAGCAAUCUCAAACAGCAUUAUCCACCGUCGGCUGCCGUUUUGAGCCUUUCCAAGGACGAGACUCUUUGCCACUUAGUGCAAAUUCUACUGCGGCUUAAGUCUCCCGAAUUCGGCAGGACUUUAGAGAUUGUCUCGACAAUUGCUAAGGAAAAUAGGAGUGCUAUGGCAAAGCUACACUCGCUAGGUGCGUUUGAGAUUCUGUUGUGGAAAUUUCUUGCCGGGGAUCUCGUUGACUGGGAGAAAGACAUGGUCUGCAAGUUCUUAUUGCAAUCCCAUUUACAGCAGGAUCAAAGCACAAUGCCCAAAAUCAACGUGAGCGACCAAUCUCCUUGCAAAGGCAGUGCACUCCGACUGUACCUACCUGAUGGGCUCAUUAUAAGGCUUAUGGCUGAGGAUAUGGACUCGUAUAGAGUCUUUGCUGGAGUGCUAGAUACCGAACAAGAUGCACCUGAUAUUAUCUGGAAUAAAGCCAUGCGGCAACGACUACUAGAUCAUCUUACGCAUGAGUUGGAGCCGUUUGUCAGAGCUCGAGCGACCAAUUCUAUGGCACUGUUUGUGCAUACACCCCGAACUCCCAUCUUCUACCCUGAGUUGGUUGACAUGGUCUUCUCUGCUCCUUUCUAUCUACAAAAUCUCCUGGAUGAGGAGCGCUUCCGCGACUACCCUAUAAGCAACCCUGAGGGGUUUCUCAGCAGCCUCAUGCUGGAUUUACAGAAUUUAGCGACAUCAGGAGAUCCAAUGCGGUCGAAGAUACUACAGCGGACGGAGCUCCUUCUACAAGCCCUGGCAUACGUCGUCGACCGUUUCCCACUGACAUUGCCAAGUGAUGCGGAGGAUCUUCUUAUUACAAUGGCAUCGCCCUCUCUAGAAACUUGUUUGGCUGAGACGGAGAGCUCUGAUCCAGUUUGUAUAGAGAUUCUGCAACAUACAGUCAAAGUUCUGCGGAGGGUUGUUGCUGUGAACACUAAGCUUGACGACUUACCUCAGGCAUCUUUGAACUUCGCGUUGGAUAUCCUCACGCUUGGAACUCGGUGGAGCACCAAUAGUACUCUCGACUUAGCAGUCGCUGGUUCUCUGUCUCUGUUAGAAGUGAUAUCCUCUCACCAUGGUGGGAGGACGCACUUGUGGGGCGACUCCAGGUGGCAGGAAGGCAUGCAAUGGGCUCUAAGUUGCGCUGUUAACGAUGCCACUGCAACUCCGUCUAGAGGUCCGAGCCCCGUUUCAUAUCAUGCAUUGAACUGUCUGAAACACUUUGCAGGAGAUUCUGACUACAGACAGGGGAUUAUUCAUAGGGGCAUCCAUCUCCCGUUGCUGUUGCUAGUAGUACCACCUGCAGGCGUUGAUCCCAAGUCUGAAUCUGCAACUUCCACACUGUCCAUCUCUGCUGCAAAUGUUCUUGGCUCCUUUGUGCGAGGAGAUGGAGCCCACUUUACCUCCCUCUCGAAUCUGAUCCCCAAGCCGCUUCUAUCUUGCUUGGAAGAUGAUGAGGAGCUUGGCAAGUUCAUCAACAUGGUAGGUUCAGACAUUCGAAUGCCGACUACAAUGUGGACCGCCGAUGUGCGAGUGGAACUUCGUGGAAGGGCUCUAGAGAAGAUGACGAGGCGUGACGAGGAUGAAGAGCAAUGGUUGCACAAUUUUAAGUAUGCUUGUCUUCAAAAGGAGUUUGUAAUUGGUGGUGUUUUCGUAAACCACAUUGCGUCUGGGAAGUUGGAGGGAGCUGACUUCCCGGACAAUGCUGACUUUUUGGACCUCAUGAUGGAGUACCUUGAGAGGGAACGAAGCGUCGUCAGCCUGACGGAAGUUGAGAACGAAACUGAGGAAUUUGAAGAUAAGCACGUGAUAGUUUCAGAAGGAAUGCAAGAGCAGCGUAGUCAAGCAGUAGAGCUUGAGAAGUAUGUCCAAGUUCUGGUUGCAUUAAAGGAAUGCCUAAAAUUUGCAACGUCCCAUGGCAAGCUCAACCUGAUGAAAAAAUUCAAGCUGCAAAUUUUCUUGGACAUUGCAUCAAUGGAUCACUGUUCCCCCAAAGUUUGGACUGAACUUAUGUGGGUUUUCAAGGAGAUGGCUCACGAUAAGAUUUCACAGGAAGCCAUACUUGAAUCAAAUCUUCUCGGGUUAGCUGGGAUAUUCCUCUGGGAUGCCGUGACAGAGGACAACGGUGAAGAAAUGAAAGCAGUUCUUCACGCCACUUUGGAUGCGCUACUAUUCUUGAGUGAGAAUAUUUCAGCCAGUGUGGAGGUUACGAACUAUUUCUCUAGCAGCGGGCUGCUGUUUCCAUUGUUAUGCCUCUUUUGUGAUGUUGAUCUACCCAGCCUGCGAAGUGGGAUCAUGGAGACCGAGAAGAUUACCCCUCACAUGAGACUAAUGGCAUCAUGCAUACUUGGACAACUUUUGCUGUGUUGCUGCGGAGUCAGCCAUCGUGUCAGUUUUCUUGGAGAUUCCAAAGAGCCGAAGGAUCCAUUUAGCGAGUCCAAAAAAAUCAGAGUAAUGUCAACUGACGUUGAUGACUUGAUGGACAUGCUUGCGCCAGGCUACCAUGGGGCAAAGCCGCUUGUUUUUCGAACUUUAAUGUUACUCAUGCCUCUGGAGCUUCUGUCUACUCUGGCGCAUAACCCAGCACGAGCAUGUGAUUUAUAUAAGGAGACGGUGUAUCUUCCAAGGCUAGUGUGGGACGAUGAAACUCGCCGUUGUGUCUAUCAGACACUUACAAAGGAGGCUAUUAAGUUUCAAGUCUUCGUGAAGAAUCAGCUGGUUCCUGGGCUUGGAUCUUGGUCGUUAGAACUUGAUCAGCCAAUUUUUACUCGCUGGAUACUGGCCACUGUAUCAGAUGACGACAGCAAGCCGCUCUACAAGAAUUCAAGGGAGGAAUCAUAUGUGCCUGAAAUGUACUUGGGUGGAUUCUUUGUGGAUCACUUCCUCCGAAUACCUGAUUACUUCUUCGGCAAGGUUCUCGAACAACGAUUCCUUCGUGAAGUACAAAAGGCAAUUGUUUUGGGCGUGUGUUCAGAAGAUCCUGAUGACGUGAGAAGGCUUAUACUCUCCUUAUUGUUGCUUUUCCAAGGGCGAGAGUAUUUGUUGUCUGGCCGCUCCUACGUGGACAUUUUUCUAGCCGUGAGCCGUUACAUUUGCUCCACUGGUGCUGAAGGUCGCAUGCUUGCUCAACCAGCGAUGAUCUUAACUCAUUACAUUGCCAACAACAAAGACAUCAUCGUCUGUAUCGGUUCGGAAGACCUAAUAGACUCUCUGGUGUCCUUCCUGGAUUUAGCUGUUCCCAAAGAAUUCGCUGGAUUUGCUGGCACUGACCCCAGGCUCUGUAGCCUUAUGCUUCUGCUGAGGUUGAUAAGGUUGAGUCCCCCGACCAUUGAGAUUACAUCAAGUCCAGCUGUCCUUCAAAAACUUGCCGAUAUAGCUCUGAAUGUGGAUGGAAACAAGGAAGUAUCAAAGACAGCGUUAGGGUGUCUUGCCUUGAUGUGUAAUGACAAGCGCAAAGGUAAAGAGGUGGCCAAUGCGUUGGAUUCUUACGUACCUGCUGAUAGUGUUGGGUUUUGGGACAUCCCAGCGGAUAAUAUUUGGAAUGACGAUGUCGAUUAUGAGAUUCUGCGACAUUUUCUUCAGCAUCAAUGUCCAUCGACGUGGUGGAACUCGGACGUGUCGGUGGAACUUGCAAAUGACAGAGCAUCAUCUACACCAAAAAGUCCCACCUUAACUCACCUCAACUCACGGGCAGCUGUCAAUGGUGUUUAUGACGAUCACGCGAAUCGUGACAUUUUCUCUAACUGAGAGAAUUAAAAGUACAGAGUUUACAUAUGACUUUCAUUCAGGGGACUCCAUUUUAGAAACCAUCUCAGCAGUAUGUGGUUACAUACUCAAGUGAAGGACUCAUUUGAGUUAUUCGAAAAAUAUCCUACCAAAUUUGUUCUGGAUAGCGCAAACUGAGGUGAAUAUCAAUUCAGUCCAUCCCUUGAUCUUCCGGUUUCUACCUUCGUAUAGGUAAAUCGUGUGUAUAUCAAACUGGACUACAUUCACUCUUGGAUGGAGUGUAAAGAUCCAGAACAGAGCUUUGUGUAUGUGACCCAACUCGUCUACAUUCUAGUUCAGAGUAGGUACUUUGUCUGUAGAAUAUCGCCACAACUAAGGACUGUCCAGUUGAACGGACACCCUCACCAUCAUCUGUGAAAAAUUUACACCCAGAAACAAGUCAAUCCUGAACUGAUAACGAGAUUUGUGCAUAGAGAAUAUGCAAUAAUUUCCGGCAUCCACCUUUCGAGUCCCAAAAUGGGGUGAUCAAUGUUAGCUUCUUGUUUGAAUCGAACUCACUUGUGGUGACAAUCUUCCAAAAAA